Messenger RNA from Marchantia polymorpha subsp. ruderalis, 1738 nucleotides. The record is from the annotation of a GenBank genome assembly. NCBI's taxonomy places the organism in Eukaryota, Viridiplantae, Streptophyta, Marchantiopsida, Marchantiales, Marchantiaceae.
CUGACCCUCUGUGUCUCUGUCUCUCGCUCUCGUACUCCCCCGAUCCCAAUCACUCUCCGCUUUCGAUUGAGUGCUCGACGGACCUGUUUCUCGUUCUAUCAAUCCAUCGUUCGAGGUCCGAGCCUUCAGCUGCAGCGAAUCCCUCUCUCUAUCUCAUCUCUUCUCUUCUCUUCUCUUCUCUUCUCUCUGUAGGCAUAGUGUGUACAGACUACCAGGACUAGGAAACCACAGCACGAAGUAGACGCAUCACGUGAAACAAUCCGCCAAGCUUGCCAAUAGACUCGACUUCGGCGAGAUCUGUGAACCAAAUUUAAUUCACCCAGGAUCAUCGAAGGAAGGAAGGAAGGAAGGGAAGGAGGAGGAGGAACCGAUCAAUUCGAGUCGAUGGCUAUCAAUCCCAACGAGCUGUUCUACCGAGGCUACAACCCGGCCGCAUUGGUCGCUGGGUACGACGAUACGUGGGCCGUGGAGAGCUACCGAGAAGCUCCGGUGAGGAAAACAGCGCCAGCGCCAGCGCCGGCGAAUGUGAAGAAGGAGGAGAAGAGCGGCGGCGCAUUGCAGUGGGGAUACUUCGGCGAAAAUGGUCCCCGGGGCAAACAGCGUCCGAUGACGCGAAAUGUGAGCUUUCAAGAUGAGAAGCCCGGCAACGGAGGGGCAGCAUUGCAAUCGCGCUCGGGGUAUUUCGGAGAAAACGGCCCCCGGGGAAAACCGCUCAAUGAAAGCGUGCAAGAAGAGAACAUCGGCAAGGGCGGCGCCAAAGUCCACUCGGAAAAUUUUGGAGAAAAUGGCCCUCGCGGAAAGCCGAGCCCCGUGACGAGAAUUGCGAGCUUGCAGGAAAGAACGAACACGUACUCUGGUUUCGGUGGCAAUUGGUUCACGGGACGACGACCUGCUGUCACUAGAACUCCGUUACUGCAAGACCCAAAGGCUGUGCUUGAGAAGAAGGGCAUCGUCGAGCUGAGAAUGCCUCUAUGUUGCGAAGGAUGCGUGGAGAGGGUGCAAAAAAAGUUCAAAUCUCUGAAAGGUGUUGCAUCCGUCGAGUGCAGUCAGGAGAAGCAGAAGGUCGUCGUCAGGGGAAGUGCUACCCCGGAGGAAGUUCUGAAGAGAGCCCAGGCCACAUUGUCGAGAUCCUCAUUCUGGGAGGAGGAGGCGAUUCCACCACAAUGAUCGCUGUACGCGCAAGCAUGACCCAUAUAUUCUUUCGAAUCUCGUCCCUCUUCAUCCACGCACACGAUUCGGCCAUCGGUCGCCGGCUCCAAUUCUUUCAAACUUGACGGCAUCGUCGUUGUGGCCACGGCACUCGAGAAGUAUCAGUCAUUGUACAGACGAACGAGAUCUUCUCUCAGAAGAGAUUAGACGGCAGUGAGUUUCCGAGAUGCGUUUCAUUAGGCUAUAUACAUGUUCCGUAGAUGGUAGAUGGUAGCAACGCUUCAAAAUCGGCUUUGAAGUCAAAUCUUUACUUGGAUAUUCACAUCGAUUUAGCAAUUCUUUUCAAAGAGCUGUAACCACCAUCUGAUGUUAAAUUACUCCUCACACAGCCAUCAGUCAGGCGCAUUACAAACGAGUAUCCUUGUGGACGCUGGGAGUGUGAAGUAUUAGGUUGCACUAUCUUGAUUUUCGUGUUCAGGAAAAUCGCUGCACACGGUUAGCGUAUGCAGUUGCCAUUCGAUAAAAGACAAGUUCAUAAAAUGUUAAUAAUUCGAGCAAUUUCAGGACAGCGAUCAUUUGAUCAUUACUC